This is a messenger RNA of Acanthoscelides obtectus, 781 nucleotides long. NCBI's taxonomy places the organism in Eukaryota, Metazoa, Arthropoda, Insecta, Coleoptera, Chrysomelidae. The record is from the annotation of a GenBank genome assembly.
AAUGAGCAUCUGUACUCGAUCCAGGCGUUGGUAAACAAAACCUUUACACAUCGGUUCUAAAACAAACAAACCAAAAAUGGCAUACUGAUACACCAAUAUCGGAGUUGUUAAUAUCAUUUUAAUUUAAGGUGAGUGUUUUCGAAAUGCUACCGAGGCUUCGCGACUUCAGAUCAAUGAACUGUCAACACUGAUAGAACAGGCGUAACGCGAAUUCAUUGCGGCUAGAAUGAGAAACGAGAAGGAUAGCGCUAGUCAAGGCAAAACAUCGUGGUCUAUUGUGGUAUUUCCAUGUUCUAAGGAUUUUUGGUGAAUGUUUGUUUUUAGUGACGUUAAAGAUUAAUAGUGAUAGUUUGCGACAAUUAUUAUAAACAUUUUUAUGUCUGACAGUCUUCAAGAGCUGCUGUUUUAUGUGAUAUUUGUUUAAAAAUGGUUGAAUCUUGCAGUGCGGUGAAUUGUCGCAAUAGACGCAGAAAAGAUGUGACAAUGAAGUUUUACAGGAUACCUACAGAUCCUAACAUGAGGAAGUUGUGGUUACAUGCUAUAAGGAGAGAAAACUUUACUCCCAGUACAACAACGGCAAUUUGUGAAAAGCGUUUCACUCCAGAGGAUUAUGAACUCAUCUCAAGAAAGAACCUAGCCAUCGAAGGGUUUUGAAAAGAAAACAUGAAUACAUAAUUUCUAGAAUGAACUAUGGUAUAACCUAUAUUGUAUUAUAAUGAAAAACUGUGCAUCUACAGUAUUGUUAAUGCCAUUGUGCACAAAUAUUUUGUAUACAUAUAUA